AUGGAAUCCGCUCAAACAAUGACAGAGAAGAAUAAAAACACUUUAGGUAAAAGGAAAAAGCCAGAUAGAGAUGCAGUGUUAACUUCAGAUAGAGAUGAAAGCUUAUGCAACUACGACGAUUGGGCCACAAGAGGCGGCCUGGUGAAGACGGAUUGGACUCAGGCGCCGUUCUCAUCGUCUUAUCGGAAUUACGACGCCACUGCCUGCGUUUGGUCGGCUUCUGCAUGUAAGUCGUCUUGUAACGACUAUACAUUGAAAUCGCAGUCCGGCGAUGGCGGCGGCGAUGGGUGGCUGAAUGAAGAGCUGGAUAGUAGUAGUGAAGAGAGUCUAAAAUGGGUAUAA
Messenger RNA from Impatiens glandulifera, 342 nucleotides. RefSeq names its product xyloglucan endotransglucosylase protein 7-like. NCBI's taxonomy places the organism in Eukaryota, Viridiplantae, Streptophyta, Magnoliopsida, Ericales, Balsaminaceae. The transcript has 2 exons. The coding region runs from base 1 to 342 and encodes 113 amino acids. The record is from RefSeq and is a predicted model, not a curated record. Gene Ontology annotation, molecular function: hydrolase activity, hydrolyzing O-glycosyl compounds.